AUGGGGAGAGGAAAGGUUCAAUUGAAGUUUAUAGAGAAUAAAAUUAAUAGGCAGGUGACUUUCUCAAAGAGGAGGACUGGUUUGCUGAAGAAAGCUCAUGAAAUCUCUGUGCUGUGUGAUGCAGAAGUAGCUGUGAUUAUUUUCUCCAACAAAGGAAAGCUCAUUGAGUAUUCCACUGAUUCUUGCAUGGACAGGAUCCUAGAGCGAUAUGAAAGAUGUUCAUUUGCAGAGAAGAAAUUAGUUUCAAACGAUCCUGAGUCACCUGCAAACUGGACCCUAGAAUAUAACAAACUCAAGGCUAGAAUUGAGUUACUGCAGAGAGAGCAAAGGCAUUAUAUGGGAGAAGAUCUGGACUCUAUAAGCCUGAGAGAUCUUCAGAAUUUGGAGCAACAACUAGAAAUUGCUCUUAAGAAUAUUCGAUCUCGAAAAAAUCAACUAUGGUACGAAUCGAUAUCUGAACUGCAGCGAAAGGAGAAGGCAAUACAAGAACAGAACUAUAUGCUAGCAAAACAGAUAAAAGAAAAGGAGAAGGAAAUGGUACAGCAACCACCUUGGGAGCAGCAAAAUCAUGGCAAUAAUAUGCCCACAUUCUCAAUGGCAUCUCAACUUCCUUGCCUUAACAUCAGUGGCGCAUACGAAGAAGAAGCAACAGAAGAUGGAAGGAUUAAUGGUCUUGAUCUCAACAUGGAUUCACUCUACUCAUGUCAUCUUGGAUGCUUUCCAGCAUGA
Molecule: messenger RNA, 729 nt
Organism: Fraxinus pennsylvanica
Lineage: Eukaryota; Viridiplantae; Streptophyta; Magnoliopsida; Lamiales; Oleaceae
Source: the annotation of a GenBank genome assembly